UGGAACCGGAAGUAGAAAUGCAACCAUAUAGAAUGGCUUCGUUCAACCGUCCCUCAACCCCACCAAGUAAUCCUGGUUCAGGAAGGCCCUGGAUGGCUACGUCAAGCCCAAGAAAAGCUCUAUUUCGAUCGCCGGCUGCCAUUGAAGAUACCCAGUCUGCAGAUCUACAGUUAGAUAAAAUGGAAGUUGAGCAGCUGACAGAGAACUGUGUGAAAAAUCUACAGAAAGAGAUCCACGAGCAGAGACUGAAUGACCUUCGUAAGAAGAUGGUUUGGCUGACGGAGACAGACUGGAAGUACAAGAGACCAGAGGAGCUGAUCGGUCUAGAGAAAUGAGAGCAUCUUCUGUGAUGUCAUUGAUAAUGUCAUUGAGGACGUCAUUGACAAUGUCAUUCAUGGUGUCAUUCAAGGUGUUCUAGAGGUGAAGGUUGUUGCCCUUUCUCUUGUAGGGAGAGGGGAGGUACUGAAUUGUGCAGGUGGGGGAGGGGAAUGCAAAGAAAGAAGUUUGUCGCUUUGAUGAGAUAAAAGAGUAACCUGCCACCAGUGCUUAGUUUGAACUGCGUGGAGAAAUAACUUGUCAUAUAUGUCAUUGACAAUGACAUUGAGGAUACCCUUGAGAUGAUAGAAGGUCAUUGUCUUUCUUUUUAUGGGGUGAAGAAAGGCAUAAUUUAACUUUGCCAGAAAUUAUGCAAAGAAUGUUUGCCACUCUGAUCAGGAGAAAGAAGAUAACUCGGCACAAAACAUCAUUCUAAAU
Messenger RNA from Strongylocentrotus purpuratus (purple sea urchin), 753 nucleotides. RefSeq lists its product as uncharacterized. Bases 18 to 335 code for a protein of 105 amino acids. The record is from RefSeq and is a predicted model, not a curated record. The transcript is spliced from 3 exons. NCBI's taxonomy places the organism in Eukaryota, Metazoa, Echinodermata, Echinoidea, Camarodonta, Strongylocentrotidae.